This is a messenger RNA of Nicotiana tabacum (common tobacco), 2426 nucleotides long. Its product is annotated as fimbrin-2-like. Lineage: Eukaryota; Viridiplantae; Streptophyta; Magnoliopsida; Solanales; Solanaceae. Gene Ontology annotation, biological process: actin filament bundle assembly; actin filament network formation. Gene Ontology annotation, cellular component: actin filament; cytoplasm; actin filament bundle. Gene Ontology annotation, molecular function: actin filament binding. The record is from RefSeq and is a predicted model, not a curated record.
GUCCCCAGUCUACUGUACUAUUAGGCAGCCUUCUCCCUCUCAAAUCACAUGCUUCUCUCACUCAACUUAGUGAGAGAAACAUCUGGAGAUAUUCAAACCAAUUCUUCAAUUUUCUCUUCUUCGUUUCGGUAUAAAAUCGGAACUUUUGAUCAACAGCGGAUCAAGCAAUGGCUGGAUAUGUAGGUGUUUUCGUAUCUGAUCCUUGGCUUCAGAAUCAGUUCACUCAGGUUGAACUUCGGCGUUUAAAAUCUCACUUCAAUGCAAUGAAGAGAGAAAACGGAGGUCUGAAGCUUGCAGACUUACCUUCCAAAAUGGCGAGAUUAAAACACGUGGAUGAGAAUCUUGCAGAGCAAGAAAGAGAGACGUUUCUGAGAGAUUCCUAUAAAAACUUGGAUGAAGACGUUGAUUUCGAGCUAUUUCUUCAGGUUUAUUUGAAAAUCCAAGCACAUGCUGCUGCAAGGAUGGGAAGUACUGCAAAGAGUUCAUCAGCUUUUGUCAAGUCAGCAACUUCUACAUUGCUCCACACCAUCAGUGAAUCUGAGAAGGCAUCAUAUGUUGCACAUAUUAACAGCUAUCUCGCUGAUGAUGAGUUUUUGAAGAAAUACCUUCCUGUUGAUCCGUCAAGUAAUGAUCUCUUUGAGAUUGCAAAGGAUGGAGUUCUUAUUUGCAAGCUUAUCAAUGUCGCAGUACCUGGAACAAUUGAUGAACGGGCAAUAAAUAUGAAGAGGAUGCUGAAUCCUUGGGAAAGGAAUGAAAAUCAUACCUUGUGCCUCAAUUCUGCUAAGGCAAUUGGAUGUACUCUAGUCAAUAUAGGCACUCAAGACUUUAUUGAAGGAAGGAGGCAUCUUGUUCUUGGAGUGAUAUCUCAGAUUAUUAAGAUUCAACUAUUGGCAGAUCUCAACUUAAAGAAAACACCUCAGUUGAUGGAGUUAGUUGAUGAUAGCAAGGACAUAGAGGAGCUGAUGAGUCUACCUCCAGAAAAAAUCUUGCUUAGAUGGAUGAAUUUUCAAUUGAAGAAAGCUAAAUACGAGAAAAUUGUGACAAACUUCUCAUCCGACAUAAAGGACGGAGAAGCUUAUGGUCACCUCUUAAAUGUUCUUGCCCCAGAGCACACUAAUCCUGCCACACUCACUACGAAAGACCAUUUAGCAAGAGCGAAGUUGGUUUUGGAACAUGCGGACAGGAUGGGUUGCAAAAGAUACUUAACAGCAAAAGAUAUUGUGGAAGGUUCACCAAAUCUUAACCUUGCAUUUGUGGCACAUAUCUUUCAGCAUAGGAAUGGGCUAUCAACUCAAACUAAGCAAAUAUCCUUUCUGGAGAUUUCACCGGAUGAAGCUCAAAUGUCCAGGGAAGAGAGAGCUUUCCGCUUUUGGAUCAAUAGUCUUGGAAAUUCAGCUUACAUAGAUAAUGUUUUUGAAGAUCUCAGAAACGGAUGGUUGCUUUUAGAGACACUUGACAAGGUCUCUCCUGGAAUUGUUAAUUGGAAAAUUGCUACUAAGCCUCCAAUUAAGAUGCCCUUCAGAAAAGUAGAGAAUUGCAACCAAGUUGUGAAGAUUGGGAAACAACUGAAGUUUUCUCUUGUAAAUAUUGCUGGAAAUGACAUUGUACAAGGAAAUAAGAAAUUAAUAUUGGCUUACUUGUGGCAGUUAAUGCGAUGUAACAUGCUUCAGCUCUUGAAGAAUUUGAGAUUUCAUUCCAAUGGGAAGGAAAUCACUGAUGCAGAUAUUUUAGAGUGGUCCAACAACAAAGUAAGAAAUUCAGGAAGCAAGAGUCGCAUGGCUAGUUUUAAGGAUAAGAGCUUGUCAGAUGGCAUCUUUUUCCUUGAGUUGCUUAGUGCUGUACACCCUCGAGCUGUUAACUGGAGUCUUGUUACGAAAGGAGAAACUGAGGAGCAGAAGAAGAUGAACGCGACCUACAUUAUCAGUAUUGCAAGGAAACUUGGAUGUUCGAUAUUUUUGUUACCCGAAGAUCUGAUUGAGGUAAAUCAGAAGAUGAUCCUCACACUGACAGCAAGUAUAAUGUAUUGGCACUUGAAACAACCAAUGGAGGACCAAACUUGUACAUCUUCAGAUAGUGAUAGUAGCUCAGUCGACACAACUUCAACCUCAACGUUGGAUGAUACUGCUUCUGAGUGUUCAAUGGAUGAAAACAGCAACAGAUAACUGGGAAAUUUUUCACGUGUGCUGAUUAUUUUUUAUAAAGCUCUUUGUGGUCAUGAUUGAAAUAUUGAAAAAAUUAGGGUAUAUGGCUUUGUAGUAGUCAAUAGUGUUCGAUUGCAGUUUUCCUAAAAGCAAAUAUAUAUAUAGUGAAUAUAGUUAAGAGAGUUUUUAUUUUUUUUAUUUUAUUUUUUUGUAUUGUAUAAUUGAUCUUCUGUAGUACCUUGGCUUUUAUAUAUGAAAGAAUUACAAGAAAAUACACAUUACUUC